Solenopsis invicta (red fire ant) is the source of this 1226-nucleotide messenger RNA. Its product is annotated as interaptin-like. The transcript is spliced from 7 exons. The record is from RefSeq and is a predicted model, not a curated record. The coding region runs from base 204 to 1190 and encodes 328 amino acids. Gene Ontology annotation, molecular function: DNA binding. Lineage: Eukaryota; Metazoa; Arthropoda; Insecta; Hymenoptera; Formicidae.
GAUGACACACAAUGUUUAAUUUAUGAGUUCACAAACGAGAGUCACAAAAUUGCAGUAGGGUUCCGCGAAUGGUUGUGUAAGAAAGUGACUGAUAGUGAAUUGCGAGAAAUUAUCAAUGAAGAAAAACAAGUUACAUUGCAAUGGCCUGAUGUGGAUGUCGGACCAGCGGCUACUAUAAAAAAAAAAUAGAUUCAUGUUCAUGGAUGCAAACCACGGCAAAAAUUUUAGCUCAUGGUGAAUGGACAGACAUGUGCACUCGUCGAUCUAAUUUGGAAAAAUAUGGGUUUAUGAAGUCUUCUAAAAGUGAGCGAAAAGAAAUAAAAAGAAAAUGCGUAAGUGACGAAAGCGAUGAUGAAGAUAAAACUAGAUCAAAGAAGAAAGUCUCCAAAUCUAAAAAACAUACUCAAUCCGUUGAGGUAAAAAAUAAAAAUAAACUGUGGAUGCAGUUGAAAAAUGACAAGCAGUUCGAAAGAAAGAUUACAAUUUCGGAUGAUGAGAACGAUGACAAUUCGUCAGAAAUGACAGCAAAGCUACAAGCUAAAGUCGUCACACUUGAGAAAGAGAUCGAAAGACUAAAAAAUGACAAUAAACGUUUGAGAACUUUAAAAACAAUAAACGAAGAUCUGUCAGUAAUAGAUAGCCAAAUAAAAAAUAUAAUGUCAAAUCUGACACAAAUUUUAAAAAAAACGGCGCACACAAAUGAAGAUUUCAACGAACAAAUUAUUCAAAAUGAGAGUCAAGAACUUGAGACACCAGCAAUUGGUAAUAACGUUUCUUCAAUUGAAGAAGACGUAGUUGAGCGUAAGAAAGAAAACGUGGUAAAGCAUGAGAAAGAAAACGUGGUUAAACAUGAGGAAGAGAACGUUAUGCGUGAGGAACCAAUACAUUUCCAUAUAAAGAAAGAAAUUCUGGAUAAAUGCAAUCAUUCGAGUAUUGCUAAAUUGACUGGAGAUCUCACUUCAGCAAUAUUUUCUCGAAAAGAACUUGCUACCUCAUCGUUAACGGGCAAAGUAGCCAAUAUUCAUAAAAAUAAAAAUACGUCUGCAGCCAAGGAAAAAGAAAAACUCAGCCCUCGGAGAGUAGAUGCCAUUAUGUCUUAUGUGCAAUCGACUUUCACAAGAAGUGAAGACACUGUUAAAGAAAUACAAAGAGCCAUUCGUCGCAAAUGCAAUAAUACUCGUAUGCAGUAAUACUCGUAUCAGAAUAUACAAAAAUAGUACAAAUUA